Messenger RNA from Manduca sexta (tobacco hornworm), 1548 nucleotides. RefSeq names its product phosphomevalonate kinase (gene Mpk). Gene Ontology annotation, biological process: cholesterol biosynthetic process; isopentenyl diphosphate biosynthetic process, mevalonate pathway. Gene Ontology annotation, cellular component: cytoplasm. Gene Ontology annotation, molecular function: phosphomevalonate kinase activity. The record is from RefSeq and is a predicted model, not a curated record. The transcript has 4 exons. NCBI's taxonomy places the organism in Eukaryota, Metazoa, Arthropoda, Insecta, Lepidoptera, Sphingidae. Bases 150 to 707 code for a protein of 185 amino acids.
GUUAUUCGUCAAUUCUGUUAUAACGUAAGGAACUGUCAGAAACGUUGUGAAGAGUGUCUUAUUUUUGUUAUUUAUAUUUAAAAUAUGUUUUUAAUUUAAUAUAUCUCUAUUUAUUUGUGAAAGAAACACCUUAUUUUUUAGAAUGUACAAUGGCUCCAAAAAUUAUUUUACUGUUUAGCGGGAAAAGGAAAUCGGGUAAAGACUAUUUAACAGAUCAUCUAAAGAAUGUGUUGGCAGAUAAAUGUGAAAUAAUAAAAAUAUCUCAGCCAAUAAAAAGCCAUUGGGCCAAAGAGAAGAAUUUGAAUUUGAAUGAGUUGCUGAGUGACAGUACGUACAAAGAACAAUACAGGUUAGAUAUGAUCAAAUGGGGCGAAGAGAUGAGGAAUAAAGAUUAUGGAUAUUUCUGUAGAGCAGCAUGUGCAAGUGCUGCUGACAAAGAUAUUUGGAUAAUCAGUGAUAUAAGAAGAAAAACAGAUAUACAAUGGUUUAAAGAGACUUAUGGGAAUCUCAUUAGGAAUAUAAGGAUAUUUGCAGAUGAAGAAACAAGGAAGGCAAGAGGUUUUAAAUUCCAAGUUGGAGUGGAUGAUGCAAUGUCAGAAUGUGAUCUAGACGAUUUUCAUGACUGGGAUUUAAUUAUUAACAAUGGUGAAGGGAGACAUAGCUUAGAAGCACAGUUAGACAGUAUUAUGAAGUUGGUUAAUUUAUAACAUCAGAUUGUCAUACCUGCAGCAUAAAAUUGUAUUAAAAUCAAGACAGGUUAGAGGAGAAAAUCUUAUUGAUGUUGCUAGAGAGGGUAUAUUUGUAUGUCUGAUAUAAGAGAGACAGUGGGCAAACGUUUUUUUUUAUUAAAUAUACUUGAGUAUGUAUCUACAGCUUUUAAUGACAUCUAUUAAACAAAAGAUGUAAAUGAUGUUUCUCAAAUUGCCAAUAACCCCCUUUUUUUGUUAUAUUUUAAUUAUUAAUAUGGCAAUAUUUAAUCAGCUAACUAUGCUGUGUGCUGUAAAGUAUAUGAUUUUUUUUUUUAUCUCUAUGUAACAGCUGAAAACAACUAGCUUUUUGUUAUUGCUUGAUCAUCUAUGAAUUGCAAAAAUUGCAUAUAAAUAAACUUAUUCCAAUAACAGUUAUUACUUUAAUCCCCUGGGAUAGAUAAAUAAAGAUGCAGCUUGUAUAUUUUGCUGUGAAAUUUGUACUUGGAUAAAUUAUUUUAAUAUGCAUUUCUGAGUUAGUGUAAGGAAUUAAGUGACUUUCAUAUUUAAUGUAAUAAUAUAUGAAAGUUUUUAAUAAAAAAAGUCUUAGUUAAAGAAGAAAAGUAUUGUUGGCAAAGGAUUAUUUUAAAAUGAUUAUAUAGGAAUGUCUGACAAUAAAUGGUUGACUUUAUUAUUUAAAGACAUACUUACUUCUACACACACACUUUGUUAAGUCAUGUUAUUAUCAAAAAAGGAUUGGAAAAAAAUACUAGAAUGGCUUGGCUAAUUGAUCUAUGUUGUCAGCAUUAGUGUAAGUAUAAUUAUCGAAUAAAAUUUUUUACAUUUCUUGAGCAUUGUUUUA